Messenger RNA from Apus apus (common swift), 2262 nucleotides. It is a transcript of the gene OMD, whose product is annotated as osteomodulin. The transcript is spliced from 2 exons. The record is from RefSeq and is a predicted model, not a curated record. Gene Ontology annotation, molecular function: protein binding. NCBI's taxonomy places the organism in Eukaryota, Metazoa, Chordata, Aves, Apodiformes, Apodidae. Bases 1 to 1254 code for a protein of 417 amino acids.
AUGGGGAUUAUGAGCCACCUAUUAACCAUUCAUCUCCUCUGGGUUGCUAUGGUCUUUUGUCAAUACGAAGACUAUGAUUUUGAGGAUGAGUAUGAUGAGGAGUCAGAUCAUCAACUUCCAUAUUAUUUUAAUCCAAACGCACAAGCUGAAGUUCCUCGCAUUCCUUUUCCAGUUCAGUGUGCCAGAGAAUGCUUUUGUCCACCAGCUUUUCCAUUAUCCAUGUACUGUGAUCAUCGUAAACUCAAGACAAUACCCAAUAUCCCAAGUCACGUCCAACAGCUUUAUCUACAAAGCAAUGAUAUUGAAGCUGUGCCUGCUGGACCAUUCACUAAUGUUACAUUUUUGAGAGAAAUUAAUCUCAGCCACAACAAAAUUAAAUCUCAUAUGAUUGACAACGGUGUUUUCGCCACACUUUCAAACUUAGUGCAACUUCAUUUACAACAUAAUGAAUUAGAAGAAUUUCCAUACCCGCUUCCCAGCUCUCUAGAGAGACUUCUCCUUGGCUUCAAUAAGAUUUCUCAGUUACCUGGAAAUGCACUGGAAGGAUUACCUAACAUAACCAUGCUUGACCUUUGCAAUAACUUCCUUGAUGACUCAGUACUCAAAGAAAAACCACUUUCAAACCUGAAAAAUUUAAUGCAGCUCAACUUAUGCAACAACAAAUUACAGACUAUGCCUCCUGAUCUACCUUCAUCACUUAGGCAGCUCUCUCUUGAAAAUAACUCAAUUUCUUACAUUCCAGAAAACUACUUCAACAGACUUCCAAAAAUCAUUGCUCUAAGAAUGUCCCACAAUAAGCUGCAGAACAUUCCACGCAACACCUUUAAUCUACCCAACCUACUAGAACUUAAUCUUGGACAUAAUAAAUUGAAACAGAUAUUCUAUAUUCCAAGAACUUUGCAGCAUUUGUAUAUUGAAGACAAUGAUAUUGAAAGCAUAAAUGUUACUUUGAUGUGUCCAUCUAUAGAUCCAAUGAACAUCAACCAAUUAACCUACAUACGGGUGGAUCGAAAUAAGCUUACAACUCCAAUAAGCACAUAUGCAUUCUUUUGCUUCCCUCACAUUCGAACCAUUUAUUAUGGUGAACAAAAUGUUAAUGCCAACAAGUCAACUCAGCUAAGAACACCAGUGUUUCGACGAUUUUUAACACCAGAAGAAUACCAUGAAGCAGAAGAUGAUCAUGAAACACAUGAUCAUGAAACUGAAGAUGAUAAUGAAGCAGAAGACAACUACUUUUAUCCUUACUUUCAGUGAAAUAACCAUUAUUGAUGAGAGUAUACAGAAACUUUUUCUUAGUUCGGGGGCAUUCAUAUCCAUUUUAGACUAGCUGGAUAGUUCAGGGUAUCUACAUCCCUAUCUACACCUAUAAAGUGGAGAUAAGAUUUUAGCGUAGCUAAAUGUCUUAUUAUUGGUGUGGUAAAAACCCACCAUACUAGGAGCAAAGGGCACUCCCCUUACCAUUAGAUAGUCCAGUACAUAACCUGGGUUGAUGAUGAUGGAGUCAUCCUUGCUUGGGCAGCCUAAGUUGAAAAAAAUUACCUCAAAAAGCUUCAGUGUUCUAAAGUAAUCAAACUUGCAAAAUGACUAAAAUACAAAUCAAUGUCAUGGUCAAUAGGAACAAAAGGAUAAGGCAAAAAAUCCAUUCAUAUAUACAUCCUGCUACUGAAAGCAGGGGAAAAUAGAUACACUAGAGAAAAGAACAAGAGGGUAAGAUCAGAAAAAUAUAUCCACAAGGUUCCUCCAGCUGUUCCAGAAAUAUAGAUACUUCAUCUUUUGGUUUCUGAUCUGACAAGAAAACCAACAACACUGAGUUUCAGAUCCUACUCAUAUUAUAUUUGCAGUGUCCUGUCAAGGUGUAUUAAAAUACUUCUCAGCUUGUCCCUCAACUAUCACAAAUCUUUCAAGUGAUUUUAGCUUAUGAUUUUAAAGGAGAUUUUAGCUUAUGAGUAAUAUAGGCAAUAAACAACCUUUUGUCAAAGGUCUUAGGACCUAGGAAAAAAGAUGUGCAUUAAUACAACUGACCCAUUAGUAUCUACACUUUACCUACACUUUAGCCUAUAUUAAGAUAGAAGGCACAUUAAAAUUUAAUGUAAUCUUUUUAUUAGACCUCAUCAUCAAGUAGAACAGGUACAAACAGCAGCAUUCCAGGUUUUUUAAAGUAUUAAUAGCUAAUAUCAAUUAACUAUACUCUGCUUCAAAGUAGAAUAAAAGUUGCUUAAAGCAAGCUAAAAAGUGCUAUAUACUAUUUGAGUUAUGCAAAUU